CCCCUGGCCCCGGACUCGGCUCCGACGCCGGCCUCGACUCCAGCCCCAGCCCCUGCCCCGGCCCAGGUUCCGGCCCUAUCCCCGUCCCUAGCCUCUGCCCCUGAGGAGGCCGAAAGCAAUGGUCUAACUAGUUCUUUGAAGUCAGUCUUGACUAGGCCAGAUGAAGAUGGCCUAUCUGGAAUAGAAUUGAAAAUUGAGGAAAAAGUAACAGAAGAAACUACUAAAGUACCUACUAGCAUCUUGGACUCACCUGAUUUAAUAAGAGAAAGACACAUCUCAAUUCAAAGGCAGCUUGCUGACCUUGAGAAGUUAGCUUUUGUAAAUGAAGAGGAUUUUGACCUUACCAGUUCAUUGAAUUCAGACAAUCUUGAUACAGGAAACAAACAGGCUUGUCCAUUGUGCCCUAAAGAAAAAUUCCGAGCUUGUAAUAGCCAUAAGCUUCGUCGUCACCUUCAAAAUUUACACUGGAAAGUCUCAGUUGAAUUUGAAGGUUAUAGAAUGUGCAUCUGUCACUUACCUUGUCUCCCAGUGAAACCAAACAUUAUUGGAGAACAGAUAUCCAGUAAAAUGGGCGCCCAUUAUCAUUGUAUUAUUUGUUCAGCAACAAUCACCAGAAGGACUGAUAUGCUAGGACAUGUUAGGCGCCAUGUGAAUAAAGGAGAGACCAAAUCCAGGUAUAUUGCUGCUUCUACUACUAAACCAGCUAAUGAAAUUUUGAAAGAGGCAGACACGGAUGUACAAGUUUGUCCUAACUAUUCUAUACCUCAAAAAACAGAUUCAUAUUUUAAUCCCAAAAUGAAACUAAAUCGGCAGCUAAUAUUCUGCACAUUGGCUGCUUUAGCUGAGGAACGAAAACCUUUGGAAUGUCUAGAUGCCUUUGGAGCCACUGGGAUAAUGGGAUUACAGUGGGCAAAGCAUCUUGGAAAUGCAGUCAAAGUUACAAUUAAUGACUUGAAUGAAAACUCUGUGACAUUGAUUCAGGAAAACUGCCAUUUAAACAAAUUGAAAGUGGUAGUGGACGGCAAGGAUAAGGAAGAGAGUGAUGAUACUGUGGGAGGAGAAGAAAGCCUCGGCAAUAUUAAGGUGACCAAAAUGGAUGCCAAUGUACUGAUGCACUUGAGGUCUUUUGAUUUCAUACACCUAGACCCUUUUGGAACAUCAGUGAACUAUCUAGACUCUGCAUUCAGAAAUAUAAGAAAUCUGGGUAUAGUGUCGGUGACUUCUACAGACAUCAGUUCCCUCUAUGCCAAGGCACAGCAUGUGGCCCGACGUCACUAUGGCUGUAACAUUGUCCGGACCGAAUACUACCUAGCCGCCAGGAUUGUGGCAGCCGCAGUGGCAAGAGCUGCAGCCCGAUGCAACAAAGGCAUAGAAGUCCUGUUCGCGGUGGCCCUGGAGCACUUCGUGUUGGUAGUUGUGAGGGUGCUGAGGGGGCCUUCUUCAGCAGAUGAGACAGCCAAGAAGAUUCAGUACCUGAUCCACUGUCAGUGGUGUGAAGAGAGAAUUUUUCAGAAGGAUGGUAACAUGGUAGAAGAAAACCCAUACAAACAGCUGCCAUGUAACUGUCAUGGAAACAUGCCUGGAAAGACAGCAAUAGAACUUGGUCCUCUGUGGUCAAGUUCUCUUUUCAAUACUGGAUUUCUCAAAAGAAUGUUAUUUGAAUCUCUUCACCAUGGCUUGGAGGACAUUCAAACCCUAAUAAAAACAUUAAUCUUUGAAUCAGAAUGUACUCCUCAAAGUCAGUUUUCAGUUCAUGCAUCUUCUGGUCUCAACAAGCAAGAAGAAAAUGGUGUAUUUAUUAAAACUACAGAUGAUGCCACAACAGAUAAUUAUACUGCACAAGGAAAGAGAAAAAGUAAUGAAACAAUCACAAAUCUAGCCAAGAAGCAGAAGAGUGAUGUCAGUUCUGAACACCCUCCCUUUUAUUACAACAUCCAUAGACACAGCAUUAAAGGAAUGAAUAUGCCAAAGUUAAAAAAGUUUCUGUGCUAUCUUUCUCAAGCAGGCUUUCGAGUCAGCCGAACUCAUUUUGACCCCAUGGGUGUCCGUACAGAUGCACCGCUAAUGCAGUUUAAAGCCAUCCUUUUAAAGUACAGCACCCCCACCUACACUGGGGGACAGUCGGAGGGCCACGUGCAGGCAGCACCCGAAGAUACAGGAGCUGACAGGGUAAAUGUCAGUGACCACAGAGCGGAAGCGAGCAGCUGCGGGAGGUGGGCAAUGCCGAGUUCAUUCCCAGGUGUCUGCAGAGAUGGCCUGAUUGUUCCAUGUGCCACCGGUGGUGUUUUUUCUGUUCCUUCAAUUCAUUGGUAUAAAAAUAAUAAAAACUAGUGCUGUUUCGUUUACACAAUUAGCUGUUUCUAACUUAGCUGCUUUGAGAGCUUUGCUUUCCAAAUUUUCCUUAUUUUUAAGAAAAUUUCAAAUGUUAAUGGGAGCGUUUCAAUAUGAUGCCAAGUUUCUGACUGAGGUCGCCCUUUUGUCUAAUAAUUCGGAAAUCUCUGACAUAUGAAGUGUUUGGAACUUCAUGCACAUUAUGGAGGCUUUCCUUUACUGUUCUUAAUCAUAUCUCUACUAUGCUUCAUGAUGCCUAUGUUUUUCUGUCUAGCAUACAAAAUGAGGCUGACACCUUUUACAUAGUAAAGGAAUCCUGAAUUGAAUAGGAAGAAUGAUGUUCUUCCAAGUCACUAGUGGU
This is a messenger RNA of Tupaia belangeri chinensis (Chinese tree shrew), 2692 nucleotides long. RefSeq names its product tRNA methyltransferase 1L (gene TRMT1L). Gene Ontology annotation, cellular component: nucleus. Gene Ontology annotation, biological process: tRNA N2-guanine methylation. Gene Ontology annotation, molecular function: tRNA (guanine) methyltransferase activity; RNA binding. The record is from RefSeq and is a predicted model, not a curated record. Lineage: Eukaryota; Metazoa; Chordata; Mammalia; Scandentia; Tupaiidae.